UUCUUCCAGGGAGAGGAUAGUGGUUAAAGCUCGAGCUGGAUGGAUGGGUAUGGGGAGAGGGGCAGGAUCCACAGCCCUGGGACUUUUCCAAAUCCUCCCUGUCUUUCUCUGCAUCUUCCCUUCAGUGACGUCUCCAUGCAAGAUCCUCAAGUGCAACUCUGAGUUCUGGGCGGCCACGUCGGGCUCCCACCACCUGGGCGCGGAGGAGGCGCCCGAGUUCUGCACGGCGCUGCGUGCCUACGCGCACUGCACCCGCCGCACCGCCCGCACCUGCAGGGGCGACCUGGCCUACCACUCUGCCGUGCAUGGCAUAGAGGAUCUCAUGGGGCAACACAACUGCUCCAAGGAUGGCCCCACCUCCCAGCCCCGCCUGCGGACGUUGCCCCCCGGGGACAGCCAGGAGCGCUCCGACAGCCCCGAAAUCUGCCACUACGAGAAGAGCUUUCACAAACACUCGGCCGCCCCCAACUACACCCACUGUGGGCUCUUUGGAGACCCUCACCUCAGGACUUUCACAGACACUUUCCAAACCUGCAGGGUGCAAGGGGCUUGGCCGCUCAUAGACAAUAACUACCUGAAUGUCCAAGUCACCAACACGCCGGUGCUUCCUGGCUCCACAGCUACCGCCACCAGCAAGCUCACCAUCAUCUUCAAGAGCUUCCAGGAGUGUGUGGACCAGAAAGUAUACCAAGCAGAGAUGGACGAGCUCCCCGCUGCCUUUGCUGACGGCUCCAAGAAUGGUGGGGACAAGCACGGAGCCAACAGCCUGAAGAUCACUGAGAAGGUGUCAGGCCAACACAUUGAGAUUCAGGCAAAGUACAUUGGCACCACCAUCGUGGUGAGGCAGGUGGGCCGGUACCUCACCUUUGCCGUGCGCAUGCCAGAGGAGGUGGUCAAUGCCGUAGAGGACCGGGACAGUCAGGGCCUCUACCUGUGCCUCCGUGGUUGUCCACUCAACCAACAGAUUGACUUCCAGACCGUCCGCUCAGCUCAGGCCACAGAGGGUCGUGCUCGUAGGAAGGGGCCCAGCCUGCCAGCCCCUCCUGAGGCCUUCACGUAUGAAACAGCCACAGCCAAGUGCAGGGAAAAGCUGCCCGUGGAGGACCUCUACUUUCAGUCUUGUGUCUUUGACCUCCUCACCACGGGGGAUGUCAACUUCAUGCUGGCUGCUUACUAUGCCUUUGAGGAUGUGAAGAUGCUUCACUCCAACAAAGACAAGCUGCACCUCUAUGAAAGGACAAGGGACCUGGCCCCAGGCAACAUGGCUCCCUCGGGGAUCCCCUCUGCCCUCUGGGUAGCACUGCUGUGUUUGAGUCAAUGCUGGUUGUGCUUCUUAUAGAGGUUUGCUCCUUCACACCGUGGAGCACGGGGAAGGGGGAGCAGGAGGAAACCAGGGAUGAGCUGGCAGUGCUGUACUAUGGGAGGUUGGAUAUCAGAGCCA
Messenger RNA from Chaetura pelagica (chimney swift), 1441 nucleotides. It is a transcript of the gene RGMA, whose product is annotated as repulsive guidance molecule family member a. The transcript is spliced from 3 exons. The coding region runs from base 44 to 1339 and encodes 431 amino acids. Lineage: Eukaryota; Metazoa; Chordata; Aves; Apodiformes; Apodidae. The record is from RefSeq and is a predicted model, not a curated record. Gene Ontology annotation, molecular function: coreceptor activity. Gene Ontology annotation, biological process: BMP signaling pathway. Gene Ontology annotation, cellular component: plasma membrane.